AUGUCUUCAGAUUCAGACAGUACGCCAGUACCCACAAUCUCUCGAGAAUUCAAAGGAAAGACCGAAUCAGUUAAUCCUACCUCAACCGAAAACGCCAAGCCUUCACAGCCCGACGUUCACCGACUCAAGCUCCCCACUGAACAUCGUGACAGUACUAUUUCUACACCAGACAGUAUGAAAGUCGAAAUUGGUAGUUCUAGCGAUGGAGUUGCAGAAGCUGUCAGUCCUGUUGAAGGCCCGCCCGCGAAAUCUCAAGGCGGCGUACGCGAGGCGGAGGAUAACAGUAGUGAUGGAUCGUGGGAGGAAGUGAGAUAUGAAGGAACCCAAGCCUCAGAGGGAGGAACAACACAGGAUUACAGGCCAGUUUGGGUAGGCCAUGUCGAAGAGAAGAGUGUGUCACAGGAAGAGGAAGGUUCGGGAGAUAUCGCUCCGGAGUUUCGACCGAGGACUCCAAGACCUUAUGGCUCUCAUAGUGAAUGA
Molecule: messenger RNA, 480 nt
Organism: Botrytis byssoidea
Lineage: Eukaryota; Fungi; Ascomycota; Leotiomycetes; Helotiales; Sclerotiniaceae
Exons: 1
Coding region: 1-480 (159 amino acids)
Source: RefSeq, a predicted model, not a curated record